Molecule: messenger RNA, 327 nt
Organism: Rhagoletis zephyria (snowberry fruit fly)
Lineage: Eukaryota; Metazoa; Arthropoda; Insecta; Diptera; Tephritidae
Source: RefSeq, a predicted model, not a curated record
AUGGGUGUCGAAGUUCAGUCAAUCUCACCUGGAGAUGGUUCCACCUAUCCGAAGACCGGGCAGACGGUGGUAGUGCACUAUACCGGCACCCUCGCCAAUGGCACCCGAUUUGACUCGAGCCGCGACCGUGGCAAGCCAUUCAAGUUCAAGAUCGGCAAGGGCGAGGUGAUUCGAGGAUGGGAUGAGGGAGUCGCCCAGAUGAGCGUCGGCGAGAGAGCGAAGCUGGUCUGCUCGCCCGACUACGCUUACGGCGCCCGUGGCCACCCUGGCAUUAUUCCAGCCAACGCUACGCUGACUUUUGACGUCGAGCUGCUUGGUCUGGAGUAG